Osmerus eperlanus (European smelt) is the source of this 2954-nucleotide messenger RNA. RefSeq names its product HAUS augmin-like complex, subunit 6 (gene haus6). Gene Ontology annotation, biological process: spindle assembly. The record is from RefSeq and is a predicted model, not a curated record. Gene Ontology annotation, cellular component: mitotic spindle microtubule; HAUS complex. The transcript has 16 exons. Gene Ontology annotation, molecular function: microtubule binding. The coding region runs from base 134 to 2665 and encodes 843 amino acids. Lineage: Eukaryota; Metazoa; Chordata; Actinopteri; Osmeriformes; Osmeridae.
GGCAUUUUUGAUUGGACCAUUUCCUUUACGUCAUUUGCUUCUAACUUGAACCCAAACAUUUCCCCGCGUUGAGAAGUUGUCUUCCUACUGCAGGAUCCUGUGGUUAGCUAGCUAGCCAGCUAGUUUUGUAAAGAUGUCGAACUCACAGAAAACUAACGGUAGAUAUUUGUGGUGGGCUCUUAUGGGUCUUGGAAUUCAGCCCGAAGUUGCGGCAUCACACGGAGCCAGCAAAGGCAGUAUCAAACACAUAAAUCUUGGACCAAACAUGUUUGACAGACCAAACAAGGAUGCUUUCUGUAUAGUAACCCAUUUUCUAUUGGAAAAACUUAACCCAUCCCGUUUCCAUGAUUCAUACAGACAUUGCUGGCCAAUUAUGGAUCACAAAGCAGAUGCGGAAUUCCGUAAAAUCACGUGUGCAUGGCUGCGAGAUAUAACGGAUGAAAAUGGCAGCGCAGGUCCCAAAGUAGUAGCAUCGCUGUUCCUCUCACCUGGUGGGCCCAAGUUCAUCAACUUGAUGCUCUGGUUAGCCAAUCAUGUUAUGCUGCAGGACAUGAAGACACUCUCCACAGACGGCACGUGGGUCCCGGAGGCGGCCUGGAGUCCAGCCUCCUGUCCUGAGACAGCGGAGAAGCGUCUGUGUCUGGUGAGGAGCAGGUUCCUCAGGGCCGCGUUGCACCAGGACCAGCUGCUGCAGGAGUACCAGAGACAGGCCCAGUCCCAGGUGAAGUCUCUGAGAGACAGACGAGCCGAAGACGCCAAGUAUGAAGAUCUGCUGAAGCUUCACAACCAGGACUCUGAACAGGACAGCACUGCUCUGGCUCAGAAGAUCCAGAAGGUGCGCUCCCUGUGGUCGAGGGUGGAGGCGGUGCUGUCGGCCCUGCAGCAGGAACGCCGUGUGGUGGAGAGCGUGCUCCGAGGAGAGGAGGGCCAGUACGUCCUGGACGGGAGAGACAUGGACCUCCACAUCCCCCCGGCCCUGCUGCGGAGAGUCGAGCACCUUCAGCUCCAAGGGGGCGAGGGAGGCGUGUACGAGGGGGGGCAGAUGAACCUGCUGCGUACCCUGGAGCUGCUGACCCACGCCCUGCGCCUCCUGGGGGAGGAGUGGGCCCUGGCCUCCCGCCACGGCCCCGCCUCCCUCCUCCACCCCCGGGGCUUCCAGGAGAAGAGCCAGGAGAUGGCCCGCUCCCUGGAGAGCCUGCGUCUCAUGAGGAAGAAGAUCUCCCGGGAGGAGGUUCCGGAGGUGAAGAGCGUCAUCAGGAUGUUGGAGGAGGACUGGGAGAGGCGCUGGGCCCAGACCCUGAAGCAGCACCCCCUCACCUCCUUCCUCAACGAGGACCCUGCCCUUAACUUCCUGUCCCCCAUGGCUCCUCUGUGUUUUGAAGCGUCCUCUGAGUCCAGCUCCAGAUGCAGCAUCUUCUCCCAGUACCCUGCCAAGCUCCUCGAAUUUUCCGAAGAGGGACCCACAGACAAGGACUCGGAUCCUCUCAGAGCUGUCGCCGUGGUUACCGCCGCCGACAGCAGGUCCGGUCCUCCCGCUGGGGGCAGGACGGCAGCUCCUCUCUCCCCCAGGGGGCGCUCUCCUCCCAGGACCACAACGCUCCUCACUCCAGCUGAACCCCCUCUGGCUGGCCUGGUCACCGUCCCAGCUCCUGCCCCUGCUCCUGCCCCUGCUCCUGCCCCUGCUCCUGCCCCUGCUCCUGCCCCUGCCCCUGCUCCUGCCCCUGCCCCUGCUCCUCAGAAGGUCAGCGUGUCGAAGCGCUCCCUACCUCAUCCCCAGCUGUCGGCCGUGAAGAAGGCAGCUCAGAUACUGGACUGGGAGUGUGACAACCUGGCAGACCAGUUCUCAGAGGCUGUGACCACCAGUCCUGUAGGGGGCGGUGUUGGGGUGGAGCUGGGCAGCUUACUCAGUACGCUGGCAGCAGACCCGUUCUCCAGCAGGAAGCAGCUGCCUCGCACCCCGGACAGCCUGAUCAGGGACGUGAAGUCGUGCUGGAGGAAGGCGGUGGAGGAGGGGGAGGCUCAGAAGGCCAGCAGACCUCAGCACGACAGCCUCCUCAACUACCUCAGCCCCCUCAGCGAGAGGCAGAAGGCCACCCCCAGCCCCCUCGUCCUGGCCCCGACCCCGGCCCCCCAGCACUGGGCCUCCCUUCCUCCCCCAGCCUCCAGCCUCUCCUCCAGCAUGCAGCCUCUCCUCAGCCAGAACAGCCUGCUGCUGUUCAGCCUCGACAACGAGACCCUGCCAGAACCACCCUGCGGAAACAGCCUCCUCAGCUCCGAGGACGAGGAGGGGGAGGGGAAGGAGGAGGACGAGGAGGAGGGACAGCUUCUCCUCCCCCACAUCCCCUCCCUGAGAGCAGGAGUGGAGCCGGUGUUGUUCGCCGCCCGGAAACACGUCGACAGACUUCAGCAGGCGUACGCUGAAGCGUCCUUCACAGACGCCGGGAAGAGGGCGCCAGAGGCCACGCCCUCGCCAGAGGCCACGCCCGGCGACAGACGGGACACCGGUGAUUGGCUGAUGGACACGCCAGGUGAGACUGCAACCACGGAAACCACAAACAAGGUUUUCUCCCUGGACCUGGAGGCUCUGGGCAUCCCGUCGACCCCCAGGCAGGAGCCGUACUGCCUGCCCCUGCUGGUCACCUUCUCCCCCAUAGACGACAUGUAGCGCUUACAGAGCACCUUUUAAAGUCCUGAGAAAAACCAUAUUAUCCAAACCCCAAACUGUCUCUAACCUUCUGGGGUUAGUUAAUGCCAUUGAAGUGUAUGCAGUUUGAUGCGUACAGUGUUUCAUAAUCGUGUGGUUUAUUUGUCUUAACCUAAUCUAACAAGGUCUAUUUUCCUACUGAAAACAAAAACAAACUAAAAAUGUGUAUAAAGGUGACUGAUGAAGCAAUUGGUGAGAUUGUCAAACAACGAAUGUGUACAUAGUUAAUGAACUUAAUAAAAGAAUGUGA